CCGCCUCCCGUGGACGAGGCGGAGCCGUGCGUCACGUGGGCCGCUCCCGCCGCCGCCGCCGCCGCGGUCUUUCUCUGUCUCAGCUAAGGCAGCCAUCUUGCUCUUGCCGCGUGCUGGUGUUGGAGGACCCUCCCCGCUGCAGAUUUACCAAGAGCAUGAAUCAAGAAAAGUUAGCCAAACUUCAAGCUCAGGUCCGGAUAGGGGGCAAGGGUACAGCUCGCAGAAAGAAGAAGGUGGUGCAUAGGACAGCUACUGCUGAUGACAAGAAGCUUCAGAGUUCUCUAAAGAAACUGGCUGUGAACAAUAUAGCUGGUAUUGAAGAGGUGAACAUGAUUAAAGAUGAUGGAACAGUUAUUCACUUCAACAACCCCAAAGUCCAAGCUUCCCUCUCCGCUAACACCUUUGCAAUUACUGGUCAUGCAGAAGCCAAACCAAUCACAGAAAUGCUUCCUGGAAUACUAAGUCAGCUUGGUGCUGACAGCUUAACAAGCCUUAGAAAGUUAGCUGAGCAGUUCCCACGGCAAGUAUUGGAUAGUAAAGCACCAAAACCAGAAGACAUUGAUGAAGAAGAUGAUGACGUUCCAGAUCUUGUAGAAAAUUUUGAUGAAGCAUCGAAAAAUGAAGCUAACUAAAAUCCUCUGGGUUUUGGAAGCUGGCAUGGACUAGAUUUAACAAUCAGCUCUGUUGUUCCAAAGUUUUACAGACAUGGAGAACAUCACCUGUUACUAGUUCAGUAAUAUAAAUAUUUUGUAUAUUAAUAAUGCUGUUUGAUCAGCAUUUCUCGGUCAUUUGAUUUUGCAUUUUGCACUUCCCAGGAUCUAUUCUUUUGGUCAAAAUAUGAAGUAUUGAUACAGUUUGAGGGUGGUUUUUGCUUUUGGGGGGAACUUUUGGGUGUGUAUGUAUAUGUAUGUGUGUGGGUAUGUGUGUAUACGGUGGACAGAAAAUUGGAUAACAGUUAUAUCUAUCCUCUUCCUUCCCCCAAUAGAAAUAAAACAAAUCUUUACAUUUGUUACUUUUUUUCCUAAUACUGUACAAAAUUGAUGAAGUGAGUUUCUUUGAUUUCAGAUCUUAGGAGAUUCCUACUGUUGGAAGUUUGGUUUUAAUUUGCUCAGUUAACUUUAAUAUUUUUAUACACUUCUCUGGAUUGAAAAAUCUUGAAAUAUUUUACCACCAGAUUGCUGCCAGAAUCAUAAAUUGGGUACCUUUGGUGUGGCUGCCUUAGACUCACUUCCUCGUCAGAUCCAGAAAUGCUCUUUUUAUUAGCUUUCUUCCUGCUGCUCCCUGUCCCCUUACUUUAGUCUUUAAAUGCUCUUAUCUCCUGCUUAGCUUGAGACAGAAGUUCUCCAUAUAGAGUGGAGAGAGUGCCUAACCCCUCUUCCUGUCCUCACCUCAAGGGACAGCUCCAUCUUCAGUGUUUCAUUUCCCUUCACAUUUAUGGUUUGGUAGAUCUCAAACUGAAAGAGCUAGCAUGUGCUUACUAAAUAACUAUGCCAGGCGUAGCCUGUUUCCUUGCUGUUGUCAGUAGCAGGUGCACAAGUGUCUCUUUUCCAGCAAGACUGAAACUGGGACUGUCCUUUGGAAUGAGAAGAACUUAGGCUAUAGACCUAGCUCCUAGCAUAAAUGGGCAUUCUCUGAAACGGUACUGGCCACAGGAGAAUUUCUUCAGCCACUCUCCUGUUCUUGGCCCUGAACUUACCUCUGGGUAGAUCUGAUUGAUUGUAGCUACUCAUAGCACCCUCCUGCAUGCUGAGAACAAUGCUUUGGGGGGAACAGUGGUAAGACACAGUAUUUAUUUGCUUACCUCCUUUCAGACGACUCGGAGGUAAGUUACAUUCAUUCACUCAGGUUUUCCUCUUGCGUCUGAUAAAAGCCUGUGUUAUGCAUAUCAGCAUUUAUUAUAGCCAAUAUUUUAGGAUAAAGUUUAAAGAAUCUAUUAUUUCCUGGCCCAUCACCAAACUAACUGCCCCUUAACCUUGCAGCAUGCCGACUUUUGUUUCAAGCUAGAUACCUUUCCUUAAUACUUAAGAUGCAAGACCAACAGCAUACUGAGAGAGCUAUAGACAUGAAGGCAAAGCUCCUGUGUUCUUUUCACCCAAACAUUUUCAAUUUAUUUUAAAACUUUGUUGAUUUUUUUCUGUCAUGUUUUAUAUAUGGACUUAACAAAAUAAAUAACAAUAAUAAAAUACCAGUACAAAAGAG
Molecule: messenger RNA, 2199 nt
Organism: Chionomys nivalis (European snow vole)
Lineage: Eukaryota; Metazoa; Chordata; Mammalia; Rodentia; Cricetidae
Gene: Btf3l4
Product: basic transcription factor 3 like 4
Exons: 6
Coding region: 156-632 (158 amino acids)
Source: RefSeq, a predicted model, not a curated record